CUCGCCUUUUGCUCACUCAUUCGCGAGCCCCGGGCUGGGUUCUGCAGGUGCCCGGGGGCAGGGGUCAGGGGGGCUUGAGCAGGACGAAGGUGUGUGGACAGGGUGGCCUCGCCCACAUGGGUGCGGAUCAGGGCGGCCUGCCUGGAGAAGGUGGCCUUGAAGCUAUUAGCUGGGCGUUGCUGGUGGAGGCAGAAGGCAGCCUGGCCCUGGGUCCUCCUGCUGUUGGUGACACCUGCUGUGGGCUCCCUGUCUGUCCCCUGGGCCACCCCCACCCGGAACCCUGCCCAGUGGGCGGGCCGGGCCUGGAACCCGCCGCCCUGAGUAACGGGGCAAACAGAACCCUGGGGACUCUGCGCCCGUUCCCCGGGUGGGCCGCCUGCUCCUGCCGCCUGCCGACCUCCAGCCGGGCGCUGCCGCCCGCCUCCCCAUGCAGCACCCCAAGCCCUUCUACGCACCCACGGCUCCCCAAGAAGGUUUCGGGCCCCGGGGCCUGGAGGGUGCCGAGGGGCCGGGCAGCCAGCCCGCGCCCGCCUGCGCCGAGCCGCCUCCCGCCGUGGGCUCCUCGACCCUGUACCACCCCCCAAACCCGGAGAAAGAGGUGUUUCCGGCCCCCCCUGCAGGGUUCCAGAUGGCCCCCUGCGGGUGCUUCUUUGAUCCUCGGAUCUACCGGAUCGAGUGGGCCACCACCGACUUCGGCCAGUCGUCCCUGUACAAGCUGGUGGCAGCGGGCGGUGUGGGGCCCGCGGGGGUCCCGGCUGGGGGCCCCGCCUCGCCGGGCAGCUACCUGCUGGAGCCCCAGCACUACCUCAAGGCCCCAGGGCCACCCCCGCCACCCCCGUACCCCCCCUACCAGCCGGCGCCCGGCGGGGCCCAGUACCUCCUGCCCUACUUCCCGCCCGAGGGGCCCGGCCCGGAGGCCCUGGGCUUCGUGGGGGACGGGGGCCCGCCCGCCUUUGUGGAGCUGCCCCCGCCGCCCCCCAAGGAGAGCAAGCCGGCCCCCGUGGUCAUCGCGCUGCCCGCCGAGCCCGCGCUGCCGCCCGGCGCCUACGGCCACCUCAGGGGCAGCCUGAGCCAGUUCCCCGCGCCCGAGGCCGCCUUCCCCGCCAAGGAGCUGCCCGCCCCGCCCGGCCCCGAGCCCCAGGCGGCCGAGGCCCAGGAGGCGGCCGCGCCGGGCGGGGGCGAGGCCAAGGCCCCCGAGGCGGCCAGAGCCUUCGCGCUGCCGGACAAGGUGCUGCUGGAAGACGCCAUGAAGCUCUUCGACUGCCUGCCGGGCGGCGCGGAGCCCGAGGGGGGGCCCCGCAAGGCGCCCGCGCCUGCCCUGCCGGACAGCGGGGGCGGGGGCGACGACUCGGCCAGCGACAUCCGCUCGCUGCACCUGCCGGACGAGCUGCUGUCCUUCGACUACAGCGUCCCCGAGAUCCUGGACACCGUGUCCAACGUGGACUGCUUCUUCAACUUCAGGGCGCUGGACGACGAGCCGCCGCCCCGCCCGGGGCCCCCCGCGGUGGACGCCUCCGCCCCCGCCCUGCCCGGCAAGAGGAAGGCCGGCUCCUCGGCCUCCAAGAAGGGCAGGCCGGGCGGGAAGGGCAAGCAGCCCGCGGGCCCCGCCAGCACCGCCCCCCCGGGGCCCAGGCAGGACCUGGGCGCUGCCCCCCAUUAAAGCGCGUUUGAUCUCA
Microcebus murinus (gray mouse lemur) is the source of this 1676-nucleotide messenger RNA. It is a transcript of the gene PRR22, whose product is annotated as proline rich 22. Lineage: Eukaryota; Metazoa; Chordata; Mammalia; Primates; Cheirogaleidae. The record is from RefSeq and is a predicted model, not a curated record.